CUCCCUCCCGCCUGGCAGGUCUCACUCGCGACCCGACGAAGGCCCUUCCCUGGCCACCUAGGCCCCAGGGUGCGCAGGGCUGGACUCUCCAGGCUCGGCGACUGCGGUCCGGCCUCGCCCCAGGCGCUGCGCUCGGAGCCAGGAGGCUGCGGGGUCCCUAGCGGGCUGAGUUCCUCGCCGCCCCGGGCUGUGUCCCCGCAGACUCUGACAGCCAGGGCUCUGUGCUCCCUCCUACCUGAGUGGCUUCUGCUGGUGCUCCCCUGAGAACAUGGUGCAGAAGUACCAGUCUCCUGUCCGUAUCUACAAGUACCCCUUCGAACUGGUCAUGGCGGCCUACGAGAAGCGCUUCCCCACCUGCCCGCAGAUCCCGGUCUUCCUGGGCAGCGAGGUGGUGUUCGAGUCCCGCAGCGCCGAUGGCGCGGUGCACGUGGUGGAGCGGAGCUGCCGGCUGCGCGUGGAGGCCCCGCGGCUGCUGCGGAAGAUCGCGGGUGUGGAGCACGUGGUCUUCGUGCAGAGGAACGUCUUGAACUGGAAGGAGAGGACCCUCCGCAUCGAGGCGCACAACGAGACCUUCGCCAGCCGCGUGGUGGUCCGUGAGAACUGCAGCUACACGGUCCACCCUGAGAAUGAAGAGUGGACUUGCUUUGAGCAAUCUGCCUCGCUCGACAUCCGGUCCUUCUUUGGCUUUGAAAGUGCCUUGGAGAAGAUUGCCAUGAAGCAGUACACAGCCAACGUCAAGAGGGGGAAGGAGGUGAUUGAACAUUACCUGAACGAGCUCCUCUCCCAGGGCAUCUCUCACAUUCCCCGGUGGACACCGGCCUCGGUCCGAGAGGAGGACGCCUGCUCCCAGGCUGUGCUGGGCGAUCCCGGCUCCCUGGACGUCCACGGGCCCGGAAGCGCCCAGGGCCCCGCUGAAGAGGUGGUUGGUGCAGAAGGGGACAAGCUGGACGCCGACUACAUCGAGAGGUGCCUGGGCCAUCUCACGCCCAUGCAGGAGAGCUGCCUGAUUCAGCUCCGGCACUGGCUGCAGGAGACACACAAAGGCAAGAUUCCCAAAGACCAGCACAUCCUUCGGUUCCUGCGGGCUCGUGACUUCCACCUGGACAAGGCCCGGGAGAUGCUGUGCCAGUCCUUGAGCUGGCGAAAGCAGCACCAGGUGGACCUCCUCCUUCAGACCUGGCACCCCCCUGCCCUCCUGGAGGAGUUCUAUGCGGGGGGCUGGCACUACCAGGACAUAGAUGGCCGCCCCCUGUACAUCCUGCGCCUGGGCCACAUGGACACCAAGGGCCUGAUGAAGGCCGUGGGGGAGGAGGCGCUGCUGCAGCACGUGCUCUCCGUCAACGAGGAAGGACAGAAGAGAUGUGAAGGGAACACCAGGCAGUUUGGCCGUCCCAUCAGCUCCUGGACCUGCCUGGUGGACCUGGAAGGGCUCAACAUGCGGCACCUGUGGCGGCCGGGGGUGAAGGCCCUCCUGCGGAUGAUCGAGGUGGUCGAGGACCACUACCCUGAGACGCUGGGCCGGCUGCUCAUCGUGCGCGCCCCCCGCGUCUUCCCCGUGCUCUGGACGCUGAUCAGCCCCUUCAUCAAUGAGAACACCAGGCAGAAGUUCCUCAUCUACAGUGGCAGCAAUUACCCGGGAGGCCUCGUCGACUACCUGGACAAAGACGUGAUCCCCGACUUCCUUGGGGGGGAGUGCCUGUGUAAUGUCCCGGAAGGAGGGUUGGUCCCCAAGUCCCUCUAUCUGAUGGAAGAGGACCAGGAGCAUGCAGAACAGCUGCACGAGUGGAGGGAGACCUACCAGCCGGCCUGUGUGCUCCGCGGGGCUCCCCAUGAGGUUGCGGUGGAGAUUCUGGAGGGGGAAUCAGUCAUCACCUGGGACUUCGACAUCCUCCGAGGGGAUGCGGUGUUCAGCCUGUGCUACGCUAAGCAGGCACCCAAGCUGGGCCCCCGGGAGCCUGGGGCCAGGGUCAGCGGGCAGCUGAUGGACAAAGGGGAGACGCUGGGUGCAGAUUACAGCCCUGUGGAGGCCCCCCUCAUCUGCCGGGAAGGGGAGAGCAUUCAGGGCUCCCACGUGACCCGGUGGCCCGGCAUCUAUCUGCUCCGGUGGCAAGUGCACGACCCCCCUGGCAAUGUGACGGAGGACGCCCUGACGGCCCUGCACAGCCCUGGCCCCAGGUGCAAACUCCUCUACUACUAUGAGGUGCUGGCGUCUGAGGACUUCAGGGGCUCCAUGUCCAGCCUGGAAUCCUGCACCAGCCGCUUCUCCCAGCUCAGCGCUGCCACCUCUUCCUCUUCCUCCAGCCAGUCCCACAGCAGCUCCCUGGUCUCCAGAUAGCCAGGGGCAGCCUACUCGCCUCAAGUGUACCACCAGAAGCCAGCUUGCCGCGCGACCCGGGACCGUGUGGUCUGGAUGCUGCCAAAGUUGGGAUGUCGAGCUGACAGCAAUGAUUCAGCCUGUGGCCUGAGGGUGGUGGGAGCCUCUAGGUCAGAACCAUCUCCUUUGUGCUUUGUGUAACGACAAGCCAAGGAGAGAGGGUGCCACCUUCAAACCUGCCUGUUCUGGCGGCUCAGGGAUGUCAUGAGGCUCAGCCCGCCCUUUACGUCUGCCUCUGCUUGCCUUGGGACGGCCUCCUUCUCGGGUGCCUUCCCCAUGGCCACAGGGCUCCCUCCUUCUUUCCUCCCAGCUCAGCUCCAGAAGAGAACUUCCUUCUCCCAAAGUUCCUCUAAUCAGCCUGCCUGGGCCAUGCUGGUCCCUGAACCAAUCCCAGUUACCGGAGAAAUGGAGAACACUGAUUGUCCACUCUGGACUAAUCACCGUGUGGGGAGCGGGUACAGGGACUGGCCAGCUGGACCACAUGUUUGUCCCUGGAGUCCAUCGCCUGGCCUAGAAAGCACAAGGGGCCUCUAAGAAUAUUGGGGUCUCCCAAGAAGAAGGGAGAAAGAAUACUGGGCAGGCAGAAAAGACGGAUGUUCAUCACAGCAUCUGGUUCCCUGGCGAUGCCCUAUGUCCCAAGACAGGUACAGUUAUAUGAGAAA
This is a messenger RNA of Pipistrellus kuhlii (Kuhl's pipistrelle), 3036 nucleotides long. RefSeq names its product SEC14 like lipid binding 5 (gene SEC14L5). The record is from RefSeq and is a predicted model, not a curated record. Gene Ontology annotation, cellular component: cytoplasm. NCBI's taxonomy places the organism in Eukaryota, Metazoa, Chordata, Mammalia, Chiroptera, Vespertilionidae. The transcript has 16 exons. The coding region runs from base 269 to 2335 and encodes 688 amino acids.